UUAAGUGAGGGGCGGUGAUCGAGGUUUCUCCUUUGCGUCCAGCCGCCGGGUGUUGUUUGGGUCGUUCCCCUGCAUCUCUGGUCACUGUUCACUGUAUACUUUCAAUGGCGUUGGGGGGACGGAACAGCGCGGCCUUUCCGCGGUGGUUCUAGAGGCUCGAGGUGGGAAGGAAACCCUGCAAGCUGGGCCACGCACGGGCGGUGGCUGCGCGGGAUCCCCGGGGGGCAGGUGAUUGACACCCACAAGUUGCGAAAGGCUGCUGGGGGAGGCUCGGUCCGGCGAGCGUCUGCGACUAGAAAAGGAGCGCCAGGUCCGCCCUGCCAGGAAGCGCGCCGGGGCGGCUCAGCCGGGCUGGGGAGGCGCGGGCGCAGGGCGUGCCCGGCCGGGCGGAGUCCGCUGCAGGUUUUCCCAGCCCAGCGGCUGCGAGGAGCUAGCUGGCCAGGGCCCCACAGGCUCCGCCGCUCCCUCCCGCCUCCUCCCCCUUCCCUGCCCACGGCCGGGGCGCCCCGCCCCUCGGCCUUAUAGCUAGCGGGGCGGGCACCGCGGCGCCCGGAGCGGCGCCGUCUCUGGGGCCCCGAUCGCCGGCCGCGUGCGGACGAGGAGCCGGCCGCGCGCCCCUCACCAUGGAGCGCAGCCCGGGUCCGGGUCGGGUCGCCGCCACCCCAGGCCACCGCCAGCGCCCUACGCGCCCGCUCUCCCUGCCUGUGCGCUGCGGGCCCCGACGCGUCCGCACCUCGAAGCCGACAUGAAGGAGCCCAGGGGCGACGGCGGGGGCGCCCCCUUCUGCACCCGCCUCAACCACUCGGACCCCGGCAUGUGGGCGCCCGAGCGCUCGGCCGAGGCUCGGAGCAACCUGAGCCGAGCGCCGCCGGGGCCGGGCGAGGACUGCGGCUCCGUGUCAGUGGCUUUCCCCAUCACCAUGAUGCUCACGGGCUUCGUGGGCAACGCGCUGGCCAUGCUGCUCGUGUCGCGGAGCUACCGGCGCCGGGAGAGCAAGCGCAAGAAGUCCUUCCUGCUGUGCAUCGGCUGGCUGGCGCUAACCGACCUGGUCGGCCAGCUGCUCACCAGCCCAGUGGUCAUCGUCGUGUACCUGUCGCAGCAGCGCUGGGAGCAGCACGACCCGUCGGGCCGGCUGUGCACCUUCUUCGGCCUCACCAUGACGGUCUUUGGGCUGUCCUCGCUCUUCAUCGCCAGCGCCAUGGCCGUCGAGCGCGCGCUGGCCAUCCGCGCGCCGCACUGGUAUGCGAGCCACAUGAAGACGCGCGCCACGCGCGCCGUGCUGCUCGGCGUGUGGCUGGCCGGGCUCGCCUUUGCCCUGCUGCCGGUGCUGGGCGUGGGUCAGUACACUGUCCAGUGGCCUGGGACAUGGUGCUUCAUCAGCACCGCGCGAGGAGGCAACGGGACCGGCUCCUCCUCCGCGCCCAACAGGGGCAACCUCUUCUUCGCCUCCACCUUCGCCUUCCUGGGGCUCCUGGCGCUGACGGUCACCUUUACCUGCAACCUGGCCACCAUUAAGGCCCUGGUGUCCCGCUGCCGGGCCAAAACGGCAGCGGCGCAGUCCAGCGCCCAGUGGGGCCGCAUCACCACCGAGACGGCCAUCCAGCUCAUGGGCAUCAUGUGCGUGCUGUCGGUCUGCUGGUCGCCGCUCUUGAUAAUGAUGUUGAGAAUGAUCUUCAAUCAGACCUCAGUCGAGCACUGCAAGACGCAGACUGAAAAGCAGAAAGAAUGCCACUUCUUCUUAAUAGCGGUUCGUCUGGCUUCACUGAACCAGAUUUUGGAUCCCUGGGUUUAUCUGCUGCUAAGAAAGAUCCUCCUUCGAAAGUUUUGCCAGAUCAGGUACCACACAAACAACUACGCAUCCAGGUCCUCGCCCUUGCCCCGCCAGUGGCCCUCAGCCUGGAUGUGGAGCGACCCCUUGGAGAGGUGAGACAGACAGAAGCUGCCGGAAUCUGGGGCGCAGCCUUGCCCUGGCUCCCUCUGCCCGGGGCUGGGCCUCCCAGGCAGACAAUCUCUAGGAAUUACCGUGCACAAUAAGCAGGCAUCCGUGGUGAAGGACGGCGGCUGGAGGACCUCGAGAAGCGAUUCCCGCUUUAAACUGCUACUUAAAGCAAUUCAGACGCAGGCUUCUCUGAGGCUGGCUCCAGGCUGGGUCUUAUGAAAUCAAUUCUCCUGCCACGAGAAAGCCUGCGUGUUCCUGGUUUUUCCUAAGAACCGUCUCCGGGGUAUUUUAAGGCUAAGUGACCGUUUUAAUUACACAUCAGAAGGCAGUGUGUUCACCGCAUGGCCAGCGCUCUUGUGCCUGCCCUCUGCAUGAGAUUGAUUCGGUAUGAAAAUGUGUGCUUCAGUGCACAAGCACUCUAGAGCAGGGAACAUCGUGCCGAGUGUGACGCAGGAUUGACUAUAUUGAAUUUCAAGCCUUCAUUUCCUCCCUCCAGCGCCUCUGUCCAGUAUUUCUGUGAGGGAACACAGGGCAACGGUGUUAAUUGAACUCAAGGUCCAGUUGGGUGUUAAUGAAUUGUGUGGCUUUUUUAAAGAGAGGAUGGGAGCGAAAUGUUCUAAUAAUUGUUUUUCAAGGAUAACACACUCCACUAGUCACAAAGUUGACCUUUGCAUUCAAAUGCAGCAUGAGCCCGCUGCCCGCAGCCCUCUCCCUAGCCAUCUACAAGUGCAAAGUCUUCUCUACAAAGGACACUGUGUCUGUACGUGGGGUCACACAGGCUGGCCAGCUUCCCCGGCCAUUUGGCUUCUUGUGGUUGAGAUAACUUGGAGAUCCGCACUGUGAUUCAGAGGAGGAACUGAAUAGCGUGAUUUUCAGCGGAAACACAGUUUGCGGCCAGGCCUGCAAGAUAGGGAUAUGCUGGACGACUCAGAACGUAGUUCACACGGUACGCGGUCAACAGUUUUCCUGGACUGUUCCUUACAAACCCUGUCCCUCUCCCUAAUAUCUAUCCGCUGUAGAUACUUACACCUCGCCACUGUUCUGCUGUCAGCACAGGUUCCCCCCGGAAAAAUGAAAUAAAAAGAGGGGAUAUAUUUUUUCCAUCUCUUUUUUGGGGUAGGUUCAUUCUACCAUUCUUUUUAUUUUUGGAAAUAAAUCUUAUUGUAUUUUCCCACACCAUAAAAAAGAAUCCAUGUUCCCUAUAGAACAGAAAAAUGAAAAAAAAAUUAUAAAGAUACUAAACUUUAGUUCCUUGAAUCAGGAAAAAGCCUAUUAUUGUAUUACAUAUUUUUCUAUUUUUCUCUGUAGUUUGUUGAUUUUGUCUUAUAUGCAUAUAUUACAGAUGUAUUAUUGAAUAUUGUUUUAUAUCAUUUAAUAUAAAAUAAGAAUUUCAUAGACUAUAAUUUCUUUGCAGAGUAAUUUUAAUAUUUACAUAAAAGUCUAUUAAAAGUGUAUACUGUAGUUCAACAUAACCAUAAUCUGUGGUCACAUUUAACACCAUGAUAAAUACUGCAUCAUUACCUAUGGGCUGAGAUUCAUAAGGAUAUUUUAUGUUUGUAAUUUUUUAACAUAAGAAGUCUUUACACAAUAGAUAAUGUGAGAUGCGUGUAGCAAGAUAGUUUUCCAAAUUAGAGAGACGGAAAAUUCUAUUAGCAAUGUGUCAAAGUUUCUGCUUUGCUUUACUGUUAGCAGCAUCGUAUAUGAUUAAAAAAUAAACACAACAUGUACUUUGUUGGACUGAUGGGACAAAAAUAUGUUUUACGGCUAUUUCACUUUGUAUGCCCUUCUUUUUAGACUCUAGUUAUACACUUAUUAGUGUGUGUUUUAUGAGGAGAUUAUUUGUCCAUUUGACUUACCUCUGAUUGCUUUAUUUAUAAAGCACGUGUAAUUAGUCCCAUCAGGAUGGCUUUGCAACAAGGGGAGCAUAUUUGUUGUUUAGGUCUGACUCCCAUACCACAAAAUUAGAAAGAAAUCUCUGUACUCACUGCAUCUUUCCUUCUCUAUUCUAGCAGAUAAUGAAAAGAGCAGAGCUGGACUUUUUUAUACAAUCCCUGCCUUCCUGAGUUUGUGUAUUUCUUCCUGCCUCAGAAUGCGAAUUUUAUGUUUUCACUUUGCAUCAAAUCUUUAUUUUUGUCUCAUUUUUUAUUUCAACGUCUUUCUUGGUUGUCAUACAUACUGGGACCGGUUUCAUCCUAUAGUCCAUGCCUCUGAGUGUGAAGUUGACUUCUUUGAUGGACCCUGGGCAAACUUCUAAGAACCAGAGCAGUUUUGCACAGGUGAUAGUUGGUGGGAAAAAUGAACAAGAGGUUCCUAGCCCAGGACUUUUCUCCAACUUCAGACCUUUACCUGAAUUAGAAAGCUGUGGAAACCUUUCCAUAGACUUUACAAUAUAAGUUUCACAAUACAAGCUUGAAAAAUCAGGGUAAGUUUUUGACAGUAAAAUGCAAACACACUGGGAGCAAGAAUUCCCUUGGUAGGACAUGCACUUAAUAGGGUAGAAAAGCACUUUUAAUGCAAUAGUGAAGCCAGAGAACACCAUGACAGCGCGUGUUUACGGCGAGUGUGUGAUUAACACAGUGGAGACACUGCGCCCACUGGGAAAUGAUUGGGAAUACAAGUUCCUAAAUUUACUUGCUGGUUAUGGGUCAUUAGUAAGUCAGGAAUCUGCUUAAUUGCUAUUUCUUCUGCCUUGAAAGAAAAAAGGAGGCCAGCUAAGGGCACUCUUGAAGUCCCAUAAACAGUUACGAGGCUGCAUGAUUAACUAUUCAGCUAGAGGAAUAAAAUCUCCAGACACAGCCCUCUGACUCCUUAGCUUAUUCUUGAAUAAUGAUCAAUUCAGGAUUCUUUACAUGUUCCCCUCAGGUCACAUACCAGAGGCUAAAUUAAUCACAGACCGUUAUUCUGUAUGAAAUUUUACUUUUUUAUGAAGUAAAAGGAUUUCGUUUGUAUUGAAACAAAAAUUCUGCAAAAAUUUUACAAACUACUUGGAGUCAUCUUAGAUUCUCAGCUGACAUAUUCUUUCCUGCUUUUAAAUCCAGCCAACCUUCUUUCCUCUUGCCUUUCUCUUUUUCUCUCUUCCCUCCCCAUUCACUUAGUUCAGCACUUGUGUGCAGGGUCACCCUUUGAGACACUGUGCCCAGGGCCAUGCUGUCACCUGCACGGACCUCUUAGAAGAGAUAAAACCAUGGACCCAGCUGUGUAACGACAGGGCCCACACUGUGAAUCCACUGUGGCGUCUGUCAGCUUGAUUAAACAAUGGCCACAUCAUUCUUAAAAAUCUGGACUGCUUAUGAAUAAAUUAGCUGCAAACUACAAUUGUUUUCUUUCAAACCCAUUUUUGAAAUGGUUGUUAACAGAGUGUUGGUGCUAUACACCACCUUCUUUUUCAGCUUUAAGGUCAAUGAAUUUUACCAAGCACACAGUAUUUUGCCACCAUUGUAUGCUGUCUACGCCCCCUCAUCUUAGCUUUGCAUAACUGUGACAAAAUCCCUGAGAAAAACCAACUGAAAAGAUAAAGGAUUGAUUUUGGCUCACAGUUUGCAGAGGUUUCAGUCCAUGGUCACUCCGUCCUUUCUUUGAUCAUGGCAGGAAAUCAUGGUGGAGCAGAGCUGCUCACGUCUCACUGGGAAGCACAGAGGGAAACAGGAAGAGGCCAGAGUUCCAGUGCCCUCUUCAGGGACACGACACAGCUACCUCACCUCCUCUUCAAGGAUACACUCCUAGUGACCUGAUUUUCUCAUCAAGGAUAGUCCCCCCAGUUACCCAACUUCUUUCCACUAGGUUGAGUCUCCAAAAAGUUCUAUCCUUUCUUUUACCCAAAUUAGAACACAUGAGGAGAUCUUUCUAUUCACGGUUUGACUUUCCAAUAUCAGCUUGAAAAUGCUUUAAUGCUCUCAUAGACUGAACACCAAGGCUUAGCACAUGGCCUUGGCAGGGCUUUCAGCACCCAAACCUUAGCACACUUACCUGAUCAUCAUCCAUCUAUGUGCUUACCUAGCAUGGUCCACUUAUUAUUUAAUCUUUACAAAAGAGCCAAUUUGUAGAAGGUUUGCCUGAUGUUACACAGCUAAGAUAAAUAACAAUUCAGAUUCAAGUGCAAGUUUCUUUUUAUUCCCAGUGUACUUUUCUUCCUAUAAGACAAUCCAGUGUAACAGUGACAUCAUGGGUUUUAGAGUCCAACUUGCAUUUUAAUCUGUCUAUGCCACUUGUAAGCUCAAUGACCUUGGAAAAGUUAAUUAAUCUCAUCAAGUUGCAAUAAAGUAAUCUAUAAACAAAAGAUAAUAACAUUUACCUGUGGGAUUAUGAUGAUAAUGUACAGAAAGAACAUGUAGGGCAAUAAUCAGUUAAGUAUUAACAGUGUUUAAUCCUUAUUCCAGAUUUAUCUCCAACUGUUUAAUGAGUUUUUAAUUUUUGCUAUAAACUGGUUCCCUCAUGUAUGGGUUUAAAUAUCAUGGGCAGAAUAAAAUUUAAACACAUA
Messenger RNA from Cavia porcellus (domestic guinea pig), 6416 nucleotides. It is a transcript of the gene Ptger3, whose product is annotated as prostaglandin E receptor 3. Gene Ontology annotation, cellular component: plasma membrane. Gene Ontology annotation, biological process: phospholipase C-activating G protein-coupled receptor signaling pathway; negative regulation of gastric acid secretion; intestine smooth muscle contraction. Lineage: Eukaryota; Metazoa; Chordata; Mammalia; Rodentia; Caviidae. The transcript has 3 exons. Bases 746 to 1927 code for a protein of 393 amino acids. Gene Ontology annotation, molecular function: prostaglandin E receptor activity. The record is from RefSeq and is a predicted model, not a curated record.